CUGAGGUGGGCACCCUGAACCAUGGCUGCUAUGGUCCAGACUGGCCGUGCGUGGCUCGCCGCCCCCGCCCUGGGGACAGCCUGCAGAGCCAGUCACACGGCAGCGCCGAAGCCCCAGUACGACGCCGUGGUCAUCGGAGGAGGGCACAACGGACUGGUAGCAGCAGCGUACCUGCAGAAGGCUGGUGUGGAGACGGCUGUCUUGGAACGCCGGCAUGUUCUGGGGGGGGCCGCGGUGUCCGAGGAGAUCAUCCCAGGCUUCCGCUUCUCCCGGGCCUCCUACCUGCUCAGUCUCCUGCGGCCACACAUCUAUAUGGACCUUGAGCUGAAGAAACACGGCUUGAAGGUGUACAGGCGUGACCCCCACUCGUUCACGCCCCUGCUGGAGGAGGCGGUGGGGGGGAAGCCCCCCCGCUCUCUGCUUUUGGGCCCUGACCUUGAGAAGAACGUGCAGGAGAUUGGGAAGUUUUCCAGAAAUGAUGCCAAGGCCUACCCUGUGUUCCAGAACCAUCUGGAGAACCUCGCCUGUGCCAUACACCCCCUGCUGGACGCCCCGCCCGUGGAUAUCGCUGGGAUAGCUGGGGGGUCCCUGAGAAGACGAUUGGCUGCUCUGCGGACCCUGCGGCCCCUUCUGCAGUGUGGUUUAAAACUGGGAAAGAACCUUCCAGACUUUUAUGAGCUGCUCACAGCUCCAGCGCAAAAGGUGCUGAACCGCUGGUUCGAGUCGGAGCCACUCAAAGCGACGCUGGCCACAGACGCGGUGAUCGGCGCCAUGAUGAGCCCCAAGAACCCGGGCAGCGGGUAUGUGCUGCUGCACCAUGUGAUGGGAGAGCUGGAGAAGGAGCGAGGAGCUUGGGGCUAUGUGGAAGGGGGCAUGGGGGGCGUGUCCAAAGCAAUUGCCAAUGCGGCACAUGCCCAUGGAGCCUCCCUCUUCACUGAACGGGAAGUGGAGCACCUUUUGGUGGCUGACGAUGGCCGCGCCCGCGGCGUCGCGCUCAAGGACGGCUCUGAGGUCCACAGUAAAGUCGUCCUGUCCAACGCCACACCGUAUGUGACCUUCAAGCGGCUCACCCCUCAGAAUGCCCUGUCCCCGGACUUUGUGAGAGCGGUCGAUCAGAUUGACUACACGUCUCCGGUUACCAAGAUUAAUGUUGCUGUGGACAGACUGCCUGACUUCCUGGCUGCCCCGAACAGAGCCCGCGGCCUGCCAGGCCCCCAUCACCAAUGCUCCAUCCACCUGAACUGCGAGAACAUGGACAUUCUGGAGGAAGCGUAUCAAGAGGCCAGGCAGGGCCGCCCCUCCACCAGACCCAUGCUGGAGAUGUGCAUCCCCUCUGUGCUGGACCCAACUCUGGCGCCCCCUGGCUGCCACGUUGUCUCCAUCUUCAGCCAGUACACUCCCUAUUGGCUGGGGGAGGGCCGUGCCUGGACCAAUGAGGACCGGGAGAAGUUCGCAGACUCCGUUUUUCACUGUAUUGAGCUCUACUCGCCUGGCUUCAGAAGCUCCAUAGUGGGCAAGGAGGUUCUUGCUCCACCUGACCUGGAGAGCAUUUUUGGGCUGACUGGAGGGAAUAUUUUUCACGGUGCCAUGUCAUUGGAUCAGCUCUAUCUGGUGCGACCUUUGCCCUCUGUCUCGGAUUACCGCUCACCAAUCAAAGGCCUGUAUCUAUGUGGCAGUGGAUGUCAUCCUGGUGGUGGCGUUAUGGGUGCUGCAGGAUGGAACGCCGCCCUGACUGUCCUGGCUGACUUGCAGCGGGGCGGAAGUGGCUGAGAUGAGCCUGGGGUUUAGGGGGGAGGUGGGGCACAUUGAUUGCUAUCGAGAAUUAUCUAGGAUGUUCUGUAAACAUUCAUGUGAGACUUUCCACAAAACACACAUUGUAGUUUACAUUAUCACCUUAUUGAAAUAGGUUCAAGUUAAUUUCAGCUUCAUUCAAGUUUUUAAAAGGUCUAAUAAUGUUUUUAAAACACUAUUUGGAGUUACUCGUCAUGGCUGUAUGAAUUAUGAGAUUGGGGCAUUUGAGGGUCAUUCUGUGGGGUAGGCUAACGUUAGCAACAGUGCAAAGAGUCACAAUUAAAGCCAUGUCUUUGUGUAAUACUUUGAUGCUGCCUAACCCUAACUCCAAUGACGUCUUUGUGAAUAAACUGUUUUUGUUUGAGGCUGCC
Messenger RNA from Paramormyrops kingsleyae, 2162 nucleotides. RefSeq names its product pyridine nucleotide-disulphide oxidoreductase domain 2 (gene pyroxd2). NCBI's taxonomy places the organism in Eukaryota, Metazoa, Chordata, Actinopteri, Osteoglossiformes, Mormyridae. The record is from RefSeq and is a predicted model, not a curated record. Gene Ontology annotation, molecular function: oxidoreductase activity.